This is a messenger RNA of Helianthus annuus (common sunflower), 1705 nucleotides long. Its product is annotated as protein NODULATION SIGNALING PATHWAY 2-like. The record is from RefSeq and is a predicted model, not a curated record. Gene Ontology annotation, biological process: regulation of DNA-templated transcription. Bases 80 to 1555 code for a protein of 491 amino acids. Gene Ontology annotation, molecular function: sequence-specific DNA binding; DNA-binding transcription factor activity. Gene Ontology annotation, cellular component: nucleus. NCBI's taxonomy places the organism in Eukaryota, Viridiplantae, Streptophyta, Magnoliopsida, Asterales, Asteraceae. The transcript has a single exon.
GUUAAACCGAAGUGUUUGCUUAACACAAUCUCAAUUAGUGCUUUGCACUCCAUACCAAUAUUAUACCAGUUGGCUGAAAAUGGCUAUGGCUGUUGAUGAGCUGCCGGAAAUUGAUUUUUCCGAUUUCACGACCACCGCCGCUAGCACCACCAACAGCACGACUACCCCAGAAGAUGAUCAUUGUCAUAACUGGGAUGGCUGGUUCCCGGUUGUGGACUGGGAUGCACUUCCUAUUCAUCCUGAAGAAAAAUUUGGCGACCUAUUUGACUCUGAAAUGGAUGAAGAAACCGAUAAGACGGUUUCCUACUCUGACGAUGAUCAGAAUCUUGCAUCAUCCGAUGCAAUGAUGAUGGAACCACCAGUCUCAGCUCUUUCAGAUGACUGUAAGGAGCUGAGACUAGUCCAUCUAUUGAUGGCUGCAGCAGAGGCGAUGGCUAGUGGCAACAAAAAUCAUGAUUUGGCGGGAGUGAUACUGGUUCGGCUCAAAGAUUUAGUGUCUUCAAAUGAAGGCACUAAUAUGGAAAGACUCACUGCCCAUUUCACUGACGCCUUACUUAAUUUGCUAGAAGGCGUCAGGGGCAGUGCUGGUGGUGGAGGGUUGCAUUAUAAACAAACCAACCACCUCCACCACCACCAUCGGGACGAUGUCCUGGCUGCAUUCCAGCUAUUACAAGAUAUGUCACCGUACGUAAAGUUCGGGCAUUUCACCGCCAACCAAGCAAUCAUCGAAGUAGUGACUCACGAACGACGAGUUCACAUAAUCGAUUAUGAUAUUAUGGAAGGGAUCCAAUGGGCGUCACUAAUGCAAGCUUUGAUCUCCCGUAAAGACGGACCACCCACCCCCCACCUCCGCAUCACCGCCCUCUCACGGCCCGGAAGUGGCCGGAAAUCCAUCUCCACCGUCCAAGAAACCGGCCGUCGUUUAACCGCUUUCGCAGCUUCAAUCGGCCAACCUUUCUCCUUCCACCAAUGCAAACUAGAUUCCGACGAAACAUUCAAACCAUCAUCCUUAAAACUAGUAAGAGGAGAAGCUAUCAUCAUCAACUGUAUGUUACAUCUUCCCCAUUUUAACCACCGAUCACCAACAUCAGUGGCUUCAUUUCUCACCGGGUCCAAGAGCUUAAACCCGAAACUGGUGACACUUGUGGAGGAAGAAGGACCGGAAGUUGAAGGCGGGUUUGUGGGACGGUUCAUGGACAUCUUGCACCACUACUCGGCUGUGUAUGACUCGUUGGAAGCGGGGUUUCCGAUGCAAGGGCGGGCUAGAGCGUUGGUGGAGCGGGUGUUCUUGGGUCCACGAAUCGUGGGGUCAGUGGGUCAAGUGUAUCGAGAAGAGGGUGGUGGAUGUGGUUCGUGGGGUGAUUGGUUGAAGUCUGAUCCAGGGUUCCAGCCAAUGAAGAUAAGCUUUGCGAAUCAUUGUCAGGCGAAGUUGUUGUUGGGGUUGUUUAAUGAUGGGUAUAGGGCGGAGGAACCUGCGAGUAACAAGCUUGUCUUAGGUUGGAAGUCUCGCCGUUUGCUUUCAGCUUCGAUCUGGGCAUAUUCCGAAUCGGAUUGAUUUACCAUUUACUCCUUGCUUGCUUCUUUCGUUUCUUUAUUUUUAUAUUUUGUCUCGUGGCUGACCACUGAAUGAAUAAGUUAGGAAUUAGUGAAUGAAUAAAACAAGCUGGUCCAGCUGAAAGAGAUUUGGAUUUCGAUUUGUUUUCAA